This is a messenger RNA of Colletotrichum higginsianum IMI 349063, 885 nucleotides long. RefSeq names its product RTM1 protein. The transcript has 2 exons. Bases 1 to 885 code for a protein of 294 amino acids. NCBI's taxonomy places the organism in Eukaryota, Fungi, Ascomycota, Sordariomycetes, Glomerellales, Glomerellaceae. Gene Ontology annotation, cellular component: membrane. The record is from RefSeq and is a predicted model, not a curated record.
AUGGUCAACGAGCUAGACGGCGGAGGCCCUUUUGGACCCGUCGUUAAUGGGACACAAAUUGUUUUUUAUCACUACCGGCCGAACGGAGAAGCGGGAUGGGCAUUCCUUGUUCUUUUUGCCAUUGGUGUCUUGGGCCACAUUGGGUAUAUGUUCUGGCUUCGGUCGUGGCAUUUCAUUCCUUUUAUUCUUGGGGGCGUCGGAGAGGCAUUCGGCUACUAUGGACGCGCAAAGGCACAUGAAGAUCCGACCCAUGUCGGGUCGUUUAUCCUCCAGAACCUGCUGAUUCUCGGAUCCCCGCCCCUGUUCGCCGCGACCAUUUACAUGAGCCUCGGCCGUAUCAUCAUAGCCCUCGACCUCCGACGACACACUAUGAUAAGUCCCCGCCUGACGGCCUUCUUCUACGUCGUCGUCGAUAUCAGCUGCUUCGUGACACAAGUCUUCGGAGCCGUGAUGCCCGCCUCGGGCGACCCAGAUGGCAUCAAGAUGGCCAAAACACUCAUCAUGUCUGGUCUGAUCGCCCAGCUUGCGGUGAUAUCUCUCUUCACGCUCUCAUGUUGGCACUCCCAUCGAUGCGCUCAACGAGAAGCGAGCGAGCUCAACGCCACGCGCGCAGGCAUCCAGUGGAGGAAGUACUAUCUGAUGACGUAUGCGGUCGCCUCUUUGAUGUUCGUCAGAAGUUUGGUAAGGGGCAUUGAGUAUCUCCAAGGCGAGGAUGGUUUCAUCAUGACGCACGAGGUUUUUCUCUAUCUCUUUGACGCCGUUCCCAUGGUUGCAAUCAUGUCGUUGUAUCUCUGGAUCCACCCAGGAAGAUUGGUCCGCGACAUAAGCCGUAUCAAGGAGUACACAUGGCCUGACGAGUCAAACAUAAUGCUGGAGAGGCGUUAG